AUGAACGAGUCAUCGGCCAAUGUGACGAUGGUUAUACAGUAUCGAGACUCCUUCACAAAAGCUGUGACCAAGAAUGUGAUUGUUGUGGUUCUCGGGAUCUCCAUCAACUACAUUAAUGCAGGCCUCAUUCACACCUUCCGCAAACACCAGAUCUUCUACAUGAAUCCUCGGUAUAUCCUGUUUUUUCACUUGGUGGUCAACGACAUGAUCCAAGUGACGCUGACCAUCAUCCUGUUCAUCAUCAGCUACAUCCUCUACAAAAUAAAUGUCUCCAUCUGUUGCACCUUCAUCCUGAUUGCUCUUUUCGCCACUGAAAACACCCCUCUGAACCUGGCUUGCAUGGCGGUGGAGUGCUACAUCGCCAUCUGCGUCCCCCUUCGCCACGUGCAGAUCUGCACUGUCAAGAGAACGUUAAUGCUGAUUGGUUUAAUCUGGGCGACAAGCAUGUUAUCUGUUCUUCCUGAUCUGUUCAUCACUUUGGCCAUAGAGCCACUAGACUUUUUUAAUUCCAAAGUGUUCUGCCUCAGGGAAACUGCCUUUCCAAAUCCCCUCAUAAUCAAGAAAAGAGAUGUUACCUAUAUUGUGUAUCUGGUGAUAGUUUGGUUUGUUAUCUUUUACACUUACUUCAAUAUCCUGUUCACUGCAAAAACAGCUAGCAAAGACGCUAAAAAGGCCAGAAACACUAUCCUCCUCCAUGGUUUUCAGGUGCUGUUGUGUAUGGCAACUUAUGCAGAUCCCCUGUUAAAAUAUGGGCUACAGCAAUGGUUCCCUAAGAAUUACCCAGACUCCCUCUUUGCUUGUUAUAUUAUAAUACAGAUCCUGCCUCGAUCCAUUAGUCCAAUCAUCUAUGGCAUACGAGACAAGACUUUCAGGAGGUACUUGAAAAGGUAUCUGUUAUGUAAAUUCAGCCCACAGUGA
Messenger RNA from Micropterus dolomieu (smallmouth bass), 918 nucleotides. Its product is annotated as odorant receptor 131-2-like. The record is from RefSeq and is a predicted model, not a curated record. Gene Ontology annotation, cellular component: membrane. Gene Ontology annotation, biological process: G protein-coupled receptor signaling pathway. Lineage: Eukaryota; Metazoa; Chordata; Actinopteri; Centrarchiformes; Centrarchidae. Gene Ontology annotation, molecular function: G protein-coupled receptor activity. The transcript is spliced from 2 exons. The coding region runs from base 1 to 918 and encodes 305 amino acids.